This is a messenger RNA of Vigna unguiculata (cowpea), 852 nucleotides long. Lineage: Eukaryota; Viridiplantae; Streptophyta; Magnoliopsida; Fabales; Fabaceae. The record is from RefSeq and is a predicted model, not a curated record.
AUGGUCGAUGUUAUUAAAGAAGUAGGGGAAGAAAAUGUUGUGCAAAUUAUAACAGAUAAUGCUCCUGUAUGCAAAGCUGUUGGAAUGAUCAUUGAAGGUUUAUUUCCUAAACUUUUUUGGACACCUUGUGUUGUGCAUACAUUAAAUCUUGCCUUGAAGAACAUAUGUGCAACAAAGAAUGUUGAAGGGAAUGGUGUUGUUUAUGAUACACGCUUUACAUAUGCUAUAGUGAUGAUGAAAAGGUUUAAAUUUUUGAAACCUUCAUUGCAAUCCAUGGUCAUUAGCGAAGAAUGGAGUUCUUAUAGAGCGAAUGAUAUGGGCAAAACCCAAGCUAUUAAAGAAUUUGUUUUGAAUGAUGUAUGGUGGGACAAAAUUACGUAUAUUUUGGCUUUCACUCAACCUAUAUAUAACAUGCUUAGAGCUUGUGAUACAGAUAGUCCCACUCUUCAUUUGGUUUAUGAGUGGUGGGAUACCAUGAUAGAAAAGGUGAAGAUAGUUAUAUAUAGGCAAGGAGAAAAAGAAGUAAAUGAUACAUCAACAUUUUAUCAAGUUGUUUACAAUAUACUAAUAGCAAGAUGGACUAAAAAUUGCACUCCUCUCCAUUGCACGGCUUAUUCUCUAAAUCCUAGGUCUAAUAGUGAAGAAUGGCUUCAAGAAAGCUCAAAUAGGAUCCCUCCACAUGAGAAUGAAGAGAUUUUUAUGGAGAGGAAUAAGUGUCUGAAAAAGUUUUUCACAACUAGUGAGGAUAAACAAAGGGCUGCACUUGAAUAUGCUGAUUUCUCAUCAAAAUCAAAUUUUUUUUCUUCUUUUGACACAAUUGAAGAUAUGUGGAUAUUAGAUCCUAAAUCUUAG